UCGCGCCGGGGAGUCGUACAGGGUGUUUCUUAGCUUCUCGGAAUCGAAGCGAGGUGUUCAGCAGUCCUUUAACGAGGAAGCUCAAACCCCGGAGUAUGCAGAGUGCAAUGUUCCUGGCUCUCCAGCAUAACCAGAUGGAAAGAACCGCAUGCAACUGCCCGGGCCACGAAGAGAAAAAAGAGAAAAUAAAGAGAACGCUUAUCAAAGAUUGGAAAUCAAGAUUGAGUUACUUCCUGCAAAACUCAUCUGGUUCCCCUAAUGCAAAGGACAACAAGAAAGGACAGCAAAAGGCUUGCUUCAGGCCCUCUCCUGAGGAAGCCCAGCUGUGGUCAGAAGCAUUUGAUGAACUCCUGGCUAGCAAAUAUGGUCUCGUAGCCUUCAGGGCAUUCUUGAAAUCUGAGUUUUGUGAAGAGAACAUUGACUUCUGGCUGGCUUGUGAGGAUUUCAAGAAAACCAAGUCCUCACAGAAGCUGACCUCCAAAGCCAAGAAGAUAUACACUGACUUUAUUGAAAAGGAAGCUCCCAGAGAGAUCAACAUAGACUUCCAGACCAAAAACUCAAUUGCCCAGAACCUGCAAGAGGCUACUCACACCUGCUUCAGUGCAGCCCAGAAGAAAGUGUACAGCUUGAUGGAAAAUAAUGCCUACCCACGAUUCCUGGAAUCGGAAUUCUACCGGGAACUGUGUAAAAAGCCACAAAUCAGCAGGGAUCCUCAAGGAACAUGAACUCCCAAGUGUUCGUGGGUAACAGAAGAGCAACAAAGAGAAUGCCACUUCAUCCACAGAGGAAGAGGGAUCUGUGUGUCUUCGCAGGCAACAUGAACUCAAACUGAAUGUACAGGGGAUCUGCCCCGGUAUCAUUUUUGUUGUCAAAUGGACUGAUCUGUUGACUGUGGAAGGCGUUUUUAUACUGAGAGGUGAUAUGACAAGCAUAAAAGCGAGCAAAACUGCGGGCCAGUUGCUAGGGAGACUUUGUUUUCUGUACAAAAAAAAGUGAUGCAUUGGGAAGGAAUGUCUUGCGUGCUACCAAAUUGCUGUGGGUCCUCCCAACUAUAUGUCAGCCUGGAUGUCCCAGUACUCCACGCCAGAUCAGAUGCAGCCUCCUUACCAAAAAAAGAGAAGACAUUAAGGUCUGGGACUGCUUUUUGUAGGUACUUCCUUAUUGGGACUUUGAGAACUGCUUUGAACAAUUGGCUACCCCUCAUUUUCCUAAAAGAUAUGGGCAGCGCUUUACCCUUGUUUUCAGUUAACUCUAGCUUUCUUUACGCUGGUUCUGUUUUCUGCAGUAUACCCAGCUGUGUACAGAUGUAGCCAAUUUCUGUAUGAUUGCUAGACUUAAAUUCCAGUGUUGCUGUAUAAUGUAAUACAGAAUGAGAUAUGGAGGGAUGACUAACCGACUGAAAAACAGAGCAUGCUGAUUAUGAGUUCAGGCCAAAUUCUGCCUGUGCGAGGUGGAGCAGAAUCUAGUCUAGGCUUGAAAAUGCCAUUUUGUACAAUGUAUGUGUAUUCCGACUCUGGUUGUGUUGUACACUCCUACCGAUGCUGAACAUACUGACAUGGCAAACUUCUGGGAAGUUGUCAUUUUUUUUUCAAAUGCCAGAUUUGUUUUAAUAAACUUUUAUUUUAAUAGAA
Molecule: messenger RNA, 1631 nt
Organism: Sphaerodactylus townsendi
Lineage: Eukaryota; Metazoa; Chordata; Lepidosauria; Squamata; Sphaerodactylidae
Gene: RGS2
Product: regulator of G protein signaling 2
Exons: 5
Coding region: 96-725 (209 amino acids)
Source: RefSeq, a predicted model, not a curated record